Apaloderma vittatum (bar-tailed trogon) is the source of this 856-nucleotide messenger RNA. RefSeq names its product F-box/WD repeat-containing protein 4-like. Gene Ontology annotation, biological process: SCF-dependent proteasomal ubiquitin-dependent protein catabolic process. Gene Ontology annotation, cellular component: SCF ubiquitin ligase complex. The transcript has 4 exons. The annotation marks the transcript as partial. The record is from RefSeq and is a predicted model, not a curated record. Gene Ontology annotation, molecular function: protein binding. Lineage: Eukaryota; Metazoa; Chordata; Aves; Trogoniformes; Trogonidae.
UGGUUUUCUUUGUUUUCUUGGUUUUUUUAAACAGCUCAUUUGUGACGGGAACAGCCUGCUGUGGACAUACCUCACCUCUGAGAAUCUGGGACCUUGAGAGUGGUCAGCUGUUGACCUGUUUAGGGACCGACUUCCACCGUGGAGCUGGAGUCCUUGAUGUCUUUUACGAAACACCCUCCCUUCUCCUUUCUUGUGGGUAUGACACCUACAUCCGCUACUGGGACAUACGGACCAGCACCAGGAAGUGUGUCCAGGAGUGGGAAGAGCCCCAUGACAGCGCCCUGUACUGUGUAAGGAGCGAUAAGAACCAUAUGAUUGCCAGUGGGUCUUCUUACUAUGGUGUGGUGCGCCUCUGGGACAAGCGGCAGACGCGGUGCUUGCAGAGCUUUCACCUGUCUUCACCCACCAGCAGCCCAGUGUACUGCCUCCGUUUCAGUACCACCCAUCUGUACGCUGCCCUGGCAUCAGCCCUGCACGUCCUAGACUUCACAGCCCCAUGAGGGGCACCACAGCUGCUUCUGGUCACCCCAACUCAGCAGAGUUGGCACUUGGCUCAGGGAAUCGCAGGGCAGGAGAGGUGAGAACGGGCCCCCAAGGCUUCUGAAGGGAUUUUUAUUUUUUUUUUUACCUGCCAGAGGGCUACCAUGAAGAGUGCACAAAGGGCCAGACUUUCUCAACCUCACCUGCCUGUGGAAAUAAAGGCUGAUUGUCCUUUACCCUUUUUAUUUUGCGCAAGUCAGGGUUUGUUUUAUUAACUGCAUUAUUUUUUCUUUUUUUUUCCUUUUUUUUCCUGUGGAUACAGCAUUCGAGGGGCAAGUAGAGCCAGGAUGCCCCAUCAGCUGUGUGUGCUGGUCAG